AUGGAACCAUCCUGGGAUUGCGUUCAGUCUGAGACAUCUUCCAAACAUGUGUUUGCCUCGCCAACGCGCACACUCUUGAAAGAAGAGCAAAACGCCGAAACCGUCGAGCCAAGUCUCGUCCAGCCCGCUUGGCGAACUGAUUUCCCGAUUGCGAGAACAUGUAUGAAGAAACGCCGAGACGAGCUUGACGAAUGGUUGGCAUUAACAGAAGCACGUUAUAGACUUGAAGCGACGAUGUGGUCACGCUGCUGCUUGCGCUCAGUCCAAUAUGAACACGACGUGACAUUCGAGGUUGAGCACGUGGUCGACUUCGAUCAGGCAGAGUUGAAGCAGAAUAUGCCGGUCCUGCAGUAUAACAAGUCACCAAGCUACAACGCCUUUCCUCCCCACACUUCCAGCCCGUCUUCCACGACCAUGAAGCUCGCUCUCGUCACCGUUGUCCUUGCUGGCUUUGCCGCCGCGGCCCCUGCAGCUCCCGCGCAGGAGAGGGAUGUUCAGGUCAUGGAGAAGCGUCAAUGGGGGGCUAUUAUUGCAGCUCUGGCCCCCAAGGUCGUCAGCGGUCUUGUAGGAGGCACAGUUGCUCAGACCAUCAUCAACACUUUUGGAAAGAGAAGCGCCGCAGCCUGGGCCGCCCGUGGAGAUGUUGCUCAAUACAUCGUUGACGGCAUGAAGGAGCUCGACCCUGCCCCUGAGGAGGCCGCUGUCUGCGCUUUGCACGGUGGCUUCGAACUCGACGAUGAAUCCCACCAACGUGAGCUUUCCACGGUGGAGCUAUCUGAUGGUGCCAAGAAGCAAGACUACGACUGCUUCUUCCUCGGCGGCCCAGCAAAUCUCACCCUGACCGUUGACAACCUGCCCAUCAACAUCGCCAUCCAAGCAGGUCCUUGCAGCUUCGAGAACGGCGUUCUGACAUGCUCCUGA
Molecule: messenger RNA, 921 nt
Organism: Zasmidium cellare ATCC 36951
Lineage: Eukaryota; Fungi; Ascomycota; Dothideomycetes; Mycosphaerellales; Mycosphaerellaceae
Exons: 6
Coding region: 1-921 (306 amino acids)
Source: RefSeq, a predicted model, not a curated record